AUGGCGACUUCCAUUCCCGCCCUCUCCUCUCCAAGCCCCUCUAUUCUCAGACUCAAAAUUACUUCAUUUUCUCCUCUCAUCAUUCGACCACAUAAACAAACCAUUCAAUUUCGCUCUUCAACCAAAGUUCAAUUUUUGAACCCUAUACAACCUCACAAUUUCCCUGGGUCUUCCGGGAAAGCAGUUGGGUUUUUGUUUGAAAGAAGGUUAAGGGUUCGUGUGAGUGCAAAAAGUGAUGGCGUUGAUGAAGCUGAGGAAGAGACUGGAGGAGAAAGUACUAUGCCUGAGCGGUUCAGGUACUUGACCAAAGAAGCUCCUGAUCCUCCUGUGAGGUGGCCUUGGUUUGUAGCAUUGGUCUUCCUUAUUUAUGCAUGGAGAGCUGUCUUGCUGGAAUUAGCUAACUGGAGAAAGGCUGUACUGGCUGUUGUCCGUUUUGUGGGAUACCUCUUGAAACUUAUCUUGGCCCUAAUCUUCCAUUUCCUUGGUGAUCCCAUUACUUUCAUAAUCAGAUUCAUAGAAACAACAAUCUAUGCCCUUCGCUCUUUCUACUCUGGCAUAGUGGCAUAUGCUCCAAUUCCAGAAUUGACAACGGUUAUCAUGCUGGCAUCAACCGUCCUUGCUAUCGCAGAAGCUGUUGUUCCAAACUCUAUAAACUGUCAACCUUUUCUUCUCACAGCAUCUGGUGUAGUAGGCUAUGCAGCUGUGACAGGUUACAUCUCAGAGCCUUUCUUCUGGACGAUUCUAGUGGGGUUGUACGGUUACUCACGAUUUGUUAAAAAGAGGGAUGAUGUUACAUCUGCAUUGCCCGCAGCAGCUGUGCUGGCUGCUGUAGGAGAACCGUAUAUUAGAGUUUUGGUGAUCUCAUCAUAUCUCGCCUUAGCCAUUUUGCACCACACAAAGAAGCUUUCGGAAAGAAAGGAAGAAAUUGUAGUGACUAAUAGGAAGCUUCCAAUGCCCUUGCUCGGCGUAGCCUUAGCCAUCGGAAUUCAUCUUGCUGCUAAGUGGGCUGGGUACCGGCAUUUGACAUGGAUGAUAGUAUGA
Prunus armeniaca (apricot) is the source of this 1041-nucleotide messenger RNA. NCBI's taxonomy places the organism in Eukaryota, Viridiplantae, Streptophyta, Magnoliopsida, Rosales, Rosaceae. The record is from the annotation of a GenBank genome assembly.